Molecule: messenger RNA, 4743 nt
Organism: Artibeus jamaicensis (Jamaican fruit-eating bat)
Lineage: Eukaryota; Metazoa; Chordata; Mammalia; Chiroptera; Phyllostomidae
Gene: SCML1
Product: Scm polycomb group protein like 1
Exons: 8
Coding region: 1834-3036 (400 amino acids)
Molecular function (GO): protein binding
Source: RefSeq, a predicted model, not a curated record
UAAUCUGCCUGUCAGGAAGCCUUCGCGCCGCGGUGGUCCCAGGAUAUUGCUUGGGUCCACAGCUUGCGUGAGACGCCCCGGCCUGACGUCACAUCGUCCGGCUCAACUUCCGGUGGGACGUCGAGUGAUCGAAAGGGUGUUUGCCGUUGACGCUGAGGGAGAGCGCUGGCGGCGAGCUGGUUCCCGCGUCGUGUGGAGGUCGGUGUGACGGGAUUUGAAAAGGUUUUUCCAGCGGCUUUUUUUCCUUCUCCUUGAAUUUUCUUGUCUUGUGUGUGGGCGAGUAGUUCAGUGAUUUUUAAUGCCUGAGAAACUCCGGGGAGUCAAGUGGCGUGGGUGAGAGGAUUUGCCUGAGGGGAAAAAAUUUCUGGAAUCGCAAAUUUACAAUUAAAUUUCAGCAGCGCUGUGGGAUGGGGGUCGGCGGGGGAGUCUGGAUGGUUUGGGCUGGUUCCGGUGGGUUCCGGCUGGUCCCCGCUGGUUUUCCCGGCUGGUCCCCGCUGGUUUCGCGGCUGGUUCCCGCUGGUUUCGCCGGUUCGCACCACGUCUCGCGGAUGCCCGCGCUUUCGAGCUUUUGCGUUUUGGCCAUUUGUGGAGUAGUUCGUGCCGAUUUGGGGGGACGAGUCGAUCUUUUCUCAUCGUUUUUUUUUCUUCCUUGGCAGAGGUGGGGGGGCGGCGAGGAACGACCAAGACUUUAAAUCUCUGUCUCUCAUAUGUAUAUAUAGUUUCGAGUUUAAGUGGUAAAAUAGGGGGGUUGUUAUAUCUUUGAGAUUCUGGUGUUUUUUGAGGCUUUGAUGGUAAUGCGUUUGAUCGAAGAUAGGGCAGCCUCGCCGUAUUAUCGUUAAUAAUAUAAACGAGGAGAAAGAAAGUAAAGACCCAAGCUGCGCACGGUCAUUUGAUAACGUAGUCUUUUCAGGAUCGCUUCCUUCCCUCCCUACCCUCCUCUCCCGGAAUUAGGACUGCUAUAGGGUUUGAAACUGGUUUAAUGUUUAUAGAUCGUGAUUUUUCCAGGCAACUUUUCUGCUUUUAUAGAUUCAGUGCCAGGCAAUGGAACACGUUUUGGGUAACGUUGUCCCCGAUCUGGCUUAUUUUGUAGUCUGCGGAAUUUCGUUUGGACAGCAGAAAUGCUGCUUUUACGAGAUUUGAUAGGAAUUUUAGGAAGUAAUUGUUCAGUGUGUUAUUAACAGGUUUGUUUUUGUUGUUGUUGUUAAAAAAAAAAACCUUGGAGUGGCCUGGCGUAAUCUGCCCUCUUUUUCUGUGUAUUCCUUCAGAUUGUUUUUUCACUAUUCUGAUAAAUUGAUGAUUCUGAUAAAGUGAAUGCCUUGUAUCUUAAGAGCAGAAUCUUCGAAUGACUUUUGAAAAAUACCUUUAAAGUGUUUUUAAUGUCUAAAAAUAUCAUAAAAACUAGAUGGCUUUUUGUUCUUAUGUUAUCAAGAAUUUAGGUUUUCUACGGUAAAAUAGAAAUGAACUUUAUUUUAGGUAAAAUCAUUUUGCAGGAUUUUGAAUUUGACGAAUUUUACUAAUUUUGCCAAAUGUAGUCAUGAUUGGGCUCUAAGAAAAUGUUACACAAACUUUAUUUUGUGGGAAGAAGCAAAACGGAAACGAGGCUGCGCUUGCUAUGAACCAGACAUGAUGCUGGAUACUUAACUGUAUUUGGUUUUCACAGCCCCUGUGAAGUAGAUAUUCCAACUAUACAGGUUAAGAAAUUGAGGCGCAGAGAGAUUAAAUACCUGUGAGAUUUCAAGCGGAGGAGUAGAAGGUUAACCAGUCCUAGGUGACCAAGGAGUUUAAAAUUAAUUAGGCCCAACUCAGAAGUGGAGUUGCUCCUGUUUGACAAAGAUGUCUAGCUGCUCCAGUGAAGUUGAUGUGAUAAAAACUCGCAUACAUUCUGCCGAUGAUGAGAAUGGGACUCUUUAUGCAUAUGAAUCAAAUCCUACAUAUGUAAAUCAGCAAAGUGCUCAGUCUGACGCAUCCUCUGAAGAGCAACAAAAACCAAUUAUGGAUGUCCUGAGUUAUUGCCAGGUCAUCCAGGAUACUCUUGAAAACAUGGAUAGGAAAUUUGAUGUCAUGAACAUGAAGGUUUCAAAAAUUUACCGUUUUCGUGCAAAUUUAUUCUGGCAAAAUCGCAAGCCACUUGGAUAUGCGUACAAACAUUAUACUAACCUGCUUUCUAGAAGGGUGAAAUAUCAGAAAACGAAGAAGGAUGUGCCUGAUGAGCCUGCUGUGCCUGCUGUGCCUGAUGAGCCUGCUGUGCCUGAUGAGCCUGCUAUGCCUGCUGUGCCUGAUGAGCCUGCUGUGCCUGCUGUGCCUGAUGAGCCUGAUAAUGUGUCUGAAUUUCUUUUCCCUGCUGAUUUGUCUCGUAGUCAUAGUUAUAGCCCAACUGUGCCAGUAAGAAGACCAACAGAUUCCCAGGAUAGCCCUAUGGGUACAUUCUAUCAGUCACAGGAUUCCCUUACUCAGGAUCACCGUUCAUUCUAUGAGGGCCGAGACAUACGCCUUAGCCAGAGUCCAACAUUUCCUGGCUGCUCUGCAUCAUAUCCGUCAGGUUACCCACCCAUUGAUCUAGUGCAGGGGUCCUCUUCCAUGCCCUGCUUUGACAGCCCAAGGGCUCAUGGCACCACCAAUGUUCUCUCAGCUUCUACAUCUGUACCUGCAGCCAUGCCGGGCCAGGGCAGAUCAAGUCCAAGCCAUCAUGAUAUGAUGGCUUACCCAACCUUGACACAAAAUGAGAGCUUUGGCCAUACUGCCUUCGCUACAAGUUCAGCAGUUGAAAAUGACCCAGGUGUACUGCAAUACCCUUACUAUGCAGACCCUGCAGAUUGGUCUGUAGAGGAAGUGAUCCUGUUUCUGAAAGAAGUAGAUCCUCAUACUCUCCUGCCCCUCGCUGACCUCUUCAGGGAACAUGAAAUUGAUGGGAAAGCCAUGCUGUUACUCCACAGUGAGGUUAUGAUGAAGUAUAUGGGGCUGAAGCUCGGGACAGCUCUGAAGUUGUGCCACUACAUUGAAAAGCUUAAAGAAGAAAAAUGCAUCGUUGACAUUUGAGAAAACAUCUGUGUAGAUUUAGAUUGGACUUAAUUCUGGGGAAAACCAUGCUAUCUUGCUGUAAAAUCAUUUUACUGCUCUUAGAAAUAUUUGUGUUGUAGAAGGUUCCUCUAAAAGCUGGUUAUAUCCAGAAUCACAGAGUUACAUUAUAGUCCAGUCUACUUCUUUAGCAACUAUUCAAUGUGUUGUUAUUAGCAUAUUCAAAUGGGCAGUUUCUGUUUAAUCUUUAUUGUUGCCAUAUUGUCAUUUUUACUUCAUAUAAGAAACAGAGAGAAAUACCUUUGACUUUGGUUGAUGUUUAUGUAUAGAACAAAAACAGCUAAAUCCCAAAGAGAAAAUAUUAGGGAUUGACAAGUUCUCUAAUAAAAUCUAUGAGAAGUUUUCCUUAGAAGAAAAUUUAAAGAUAUAACUGCAGAUAUCAUCUCUUUCUCAACUAUUAUAUAUCUGUAAUAGCAGUGUUCUGUUCUACCAGUUUCCAGAAAGGGAAUAACCAUAUAACUUUACUUUUGUUUUUAUUUCUCUAUUUAUUUUCAGUUAAAGAAAAAUUAAUUCUAUAAAGUUUCUAAAGUGUUGUUGCCAGUCAUUUGAUAAAUUAUAAGAUAGAUAGAAUAGUUGUUUUAUGCAAUAGAUAACAGGUGGCAAGCAUAAGGCCCAUGAGAAUCCGGCCCUCCACCUUGUUUUAUCUGGCUCUGCACCUUGUUUCUACGCAGCAGCAGCACUGAGCUCUCGCUUAACUGUUAAGGAGUAGUUACAUUUAUACAGUCCUAAAGUUACAUUCGGCCCUUUGAAGGCAACUGGGAGGCUGAUGUGGCCCCCAGUGAAAAUGAGUUUGACACUCUGCUCUUACACUACAAGUAUGCUUUGGGUGGAGUCUGGCUAUAUGCUAUUUCAUUAAAUAUAUGCUAUUUUAAAACUUUUAAAUAUUUUGUUUUAGCUCUGAUAUUAGCCUUUUGUAGUUCAAAUCGCUCUCUGAAGGUGCCUAUGUCCAAAUUCUUAAAAGAUGCAUAUUCAUGUUAAUGUUUUAUUCUAUAUGUGAAGUUUACAUACAAGUAAGUCUUUAAUUUAAAAUGAUACUUUGCACUUCUACAGAGAUAAAGACUCAUCAUAUAUAGUGAGAUGUCUUAACUCUGUAAAAAAUAUGCACAUCGUUUCCCAUCACUAGUAGCUUUCAGCUCACUCUUCAGAGUUUACAUACAGGAAAGUUCUCUGUCCUGUGCAAUGUUUCUAGUUACUUUGCUUUCUGAGCCAUUUUGUCUCUGAACUAUGGAAGGUACAUUAGUUUGAAUUUAUCAUUUUGGAACUUCUUAUACUGGGAAUUUCAAGCAAAACAUGUUCAUUGUUAUUUAUUACAUUGUUCUAUUGUAUAAUUGUUGUAAUGUCUAUAAGCUAUGACAAUUGGUGCUAAUUGUAUUAGCCAUUUGUUGUAAAUGCCAAUAAUUGUUUGCCAUGGGCCAGAAUGUACAUCUACCUUUUAGGAAACCAAGUGUCCUUUAUAUUUAUAAACAAAUGCAAUUAUUUGCUAGGCAUUUGUAAUCUAAAGAUGGGUUUUAUCUAUGUUAUUACCUCUGUGUUACAAGACAAGAUUCUAAUUUGUACUUUUAAUCUCUCAAAUUGUUUGAGUGAAGAUGGUGUGUCCAGUUGAACAUUUCUCAGGUGUUUAUACAAAUACUAUGUUUUUACAGUUCUCAGAAUUUAAACUAUAAUAAA